CGGAUGCGGUUGUGAAAUUGCUUCAUCUGCUUAAGCCUUAGGGUCACAAGCACGUGGUCAGGAACGUCACGGGAAAUGUUGUGUCGACGGUCGACCGCAUCAUACUACAACCACACCCGCGCUGCUCCUACGCUUUGAAUAUCAUCGGCGCAAGCUACAGGCCACUGCGCACGAAUUUCUCUCAUCUGGUCGGCUUCUGUUUGUGUUCUCUUCUGUAGCGCUGCUUACAGGCUGUGCUAUCCUGAAAAUUUCUGAUUAGCCUGCACCUUGUGACUCAUUUUGCGCUCUGUUCACGGCAGGACUCUGUUUCCUAAAAGCUGCAGUAGGAAGGAUGAGUGUUGAAGAUAUGAAAACCUUAUGCCCUGAUCCCUAUUUGGCGUCUUCUGCGCAAUACCUAAGGGCGUGGCGCAAGUUUGUUGAGAGGAUACCGCGUUAUUUGGACGUGACGGUCGCAAUAGACGCACCGCCUCUCGUGUCUUUUCAACUUGAUACGUUGAAAGAAGAGUAUAUCUGUCAAGUCCCGGGCACCGCAUUGGACGAAUACACUAGCGAAAUCACAUUUGCUGAAAUUUUCGCCGAAUUCCUCUUCCCUUGGCAUGAACAGCCUGCACUUGACAAACAGCAAAGAGCCAGGCGCCUCAACGAGAUAUACACCCAGCGACCCACGUACGACGAGACCGAAUUCACUAUUGGAGACUUGAAGGCCAUUUUCAGGCGCAUCAUGCCUCAAGUACAGGCUGAUCGUUUCGAGGUGGUCCACGCUUUGCACAAUCUUUGGAUCCCCGACAGCUUCACGGUACUCUCUGUCUGGACGGACGUCAUUCACUCGGCAGGUCUCCUUGGCUUCGAGGUCAGCCUCGACAUCAGGCCCUUGCGGAUGGGCAUCGAUGCGGAGCACUCUGAAAUCACUAAAGUCUGCCCACAGUACCGUCGUACUACCGUUGAUGAAUCAGGUGGCUCAGACGACUGUCAGGAGCCUACAAUGUCGAAACGCCAAGUUUGCGACAAAGCAAAAUUGUGCGUGUCUCUGAAUUUCUUGUCACCACAACAUGCAGCCGCAUGGCAUAAGUAUGUUUUACGCGACUCACGCUUUGCCAAGGAUCCUAUCUCUUACAAAAGUUUUGUUGAACGUGCUACUCUGGCAGUCAUCGACUCCAGUGGUGCAACGUUCCAGUGCUCGGUGCAAUCUCCUCUGUCUCAAAUGUAUGGCGAAAUUGAGUACACGAAGCUGGUAGAGAUGUUCUUGGUGCCAGAUUUCUCGGCAAGCCGCGAGUCUCGAGCUGAUGCAAUCAACGACGUCUAUGCUGCUAGACCAGACUUUGAUGAGACGCAGUUCUUGGUUGACGAUCUUGUCACUGUAAUGAAGCGUGCUGUGCCUGCAAAACGUGUCGAAAUACUUCAUCCGAGACACCACCUACCUUUCCCAGGGCAGAUGCCUCUUUGUAUCGUGCAACAGAGUCUUAUGAAGGAAAAUCAAACACGCGGCUUGAUCGGCCUUUUUGAAAGCGUUUCGCUUACGAUUCGUGUCGAAACAGCGCAGAGCCUCGGAGAGACCGACUGGCAAACACAGGUUCUUGUUGGCGAUCUCUCGAAGUACAAAUGCAUACACGACAGUUUAGUGCAAGCUGAGGCAUCUGACCACGGCUUCGUAAGCGCUGCGGAAUAGUCAAGCAUGCUAAGUACUCUCCGUCAUCGCGCGAUGACAACGAUUCAGAUUUAAGGACACACGGUUAUGGCAUUGCUGCUGACAGUCAGUUGCAGCUCAAUUGAUCAUCAUCCCCUACUAUAUUGCAGGUAAGAAUGAAUCUAUGUACUUCCCCCAAUCCUCCGAAAGGUUUGAUUCUGAACUGAUCCCAGCGAAGCUCUGCUUCACUCAACAACAUCUACUUUAAAUGUAUGCCGAGAGACGUUAUGGUGCCAUCGACGCGCGCUUCAUGCAGAUAUCGCGAGUAUCAAAAAUGAUGUGCGCAUGGCGCGCAUUGUAACAAACAUGCAGACUUGGCUCUCCCAUUUCUUAUGCGCAUGCCAAGAAUCAAGUUGGCCAGGCCGAGGCUGGACAGCUCAAGUGUUUCGUGUAAGCUUCGAAGGAUGCCCUUUGCGGGUAAAUUUCAGAUAUUAUCGGAGGGUGUCAAUAAGAC
Molecule: messenger RNA, 2138 nt
Organism: Protomyces lactucae-debilis
Lineage: Eukaryota; Fungi; Ascomycota; Taphrinomycetes; Taphrinales; Protomycetaceae
Exons: 3
Coding region: 332-1666 (444 amino acids)
Source: RefSeq, a predicted model, not a curated record